Adineta steineri is the source of this 1860-nucleotide messenger RNA. The record is from the annotation of a GenBank genome assembly. Lineage: Eukaryota; Metazoa; Rotifera; Eurotatoria; Adinetida; Adinetidae.
AUGAUCCCGAUACGACAAGCUCGUGUUCCAAAUUUAAACCCAAGAGUUACUUCAAAUGAAGAAUCAUCAUUUGAACCUCGUUGGCCUAGUGAAAUAGAAGUAUUAAAUGAACCACGUAUUAAACAUAUAAAUAUCCCACCAUCUCAACCUGAAUAUUUUUAUAAACCAACUACCGACCAUGGACCAUUCGUACGUAGUUUUGAUGAAAAUAAUGGUCGUACUGUUUAUAAUUAUAAUCCAGAAACAAGUGGUUAUUUUGUUCGAUCUCGUGUUGGAGGUAAUAGAGAAGGUUGUCGAUCAGCAGCUGUUUCACUUCAAAAUACUGAAGAUACGACUGUUUUAUUUGAAUCACGUUUUGAAAGUGGAAAUUUAAUGAAAGCUGUUCAAGUAGGUGAAUUUGAUUAUGAACUUUAUCUUCGAUAUGAUCUUUAUACAAAACGAAAUACUCAAUGGUUUUAUUUUCGUUUACAAAAUAUUCAAACUGAUAAAAGAUAUCGAUUUACUAUUGUAAAUUUUUUUAAAUCUACAAGUCUUUAUAGUUCUGGAAUGAGACCUUUAUUAUAUAGUACUGAGGAUGCCGAAAAUAAAGGUAUUGGUUGGCGACGAUGGGGUGAAGAAAUUGUCUAUUAUAAAAAUAAUCUACUUGCACCUGAUAAUACAACAAAUAUGUAUUCUCUCACUUGGACAUGUAAAUUCCCAAAUAAUAACGAUACUUAUUACUUUGCUCAUUGUUAUCCAUAUACAUAUUCUGAUUUACAAGAUUAUCUUAAUGAAGUACAAACUGAUCGAUUUAAAAAUGAAUAUUGUAAACAAAAAGUUCUUUGUCGAACAUUAGCUGGAAAUUUUAUUUAUAUGCUUACAAUAACAAAUGCUACACCUCCACAAGCUAUUAAUAUAUGUUCACCUUCGGAACAUCAAGGAAAAAAAGGUGUUGUUGUUACAGCACGUGUACAUCCAGGUGAAACAAAUGGAUCAUGGAUGAUGAAAGGUUUAAUGGAUUUUCUACUUGGUGAUUCAGCUGAUGCUAGACUUCUUCGAGAUAAUUUUAUCUUUAAAAUAAUUCCAAUGCUUAAUCCCGAUGGAGUUAUUGUUGGUAAUUAUCGUUGUUCAUUAUCUGGUCGUGAUUUAAAUCGAAAUUAUAAAACAGUUCUUAAAGAUGCGUAUCCAUCUAUAUGGCAUACAAGAGAAAUGGUUAAAAGAUUUAUGACAGAAACUGAACUUGUUCUUUAUUGCGAUUUUCAUGGUCAUUCAAGAAAACAAAAUGUUUUUGUUUAUGGUUGUGAAAAUAAGAAUGCACCAAAUGAAAGGCUAAAAGAAAGAAUAUUUCCAGCAAUGUUAUCAAAAAAUGAUCCAUCAAAAGUUUGUAUUUUAAUGAUAAUUAUAAUUUUCGCUUAUAUAAACAUUUAUCAUACUGAUCUUUGUAAUAAUGUGAAACAAAAUUAUGUAAAAAAUCGAACUACUUUCCAAAUAAUUUUUAAUUGUCUUGAGGCAAAAGCAUUAUACAUAUACUUUCCUACUCCCUCAAGUUAAACAAUUACUUUUAUACUAAAUAACUCUACAUAAUGAAUGAAUUGUAGACAUUUUUUUUUAUUAACCCUUUCAGGACGGUGGUACAACAUAUGUACCACCUACCCUGAAGGGGGGUACAGGUAUUCUUAAAAAAAAAAUUUUUUUUUUUGAGUCGCGGUUAAAAAGAUAGUUUAAGAAUAAUACACUGAUCACGAAACCAGAACUAAUCCUGAAAAGGUUAAUUACCAUAUCCGUUAGUUACGAUGAUAUAUUAAAAAAUGUUCUUAAAAGUCAAAAAGUAGAAUAAAAUAAUGAAAAAAUACAAGUAAUAAGACUAUCAAUCAUUUUAUU